Messenger RNA from Suillus discolor, 1364 nucleotides. RefSeq lists its product as uncharacterized. Bases 144 to 890 code for a protein of 248 amino acids. The transcript is spliced from 3 exons. The record is from RefSeq and is a predicted model, not a curated record. Lineage: Eukaryota; Fungi; Basidiomycota; Agaricomycetes; Boletales; Suillaceae.
CAAAGCUUGUUGCUGUGCAUACAUGACUGGCAACACUAGUCACCCUUCGACCUAGGGCGUUUAUCUCUCUCUUCUCUUAACUCAUCUUCGACUUUGUUCGAUGUCCUUGACGUCCCUCUUUAGAGCACCAAACCUGGUUCACGAUGAACAGUGAUUCCUGCAACCCACCCCCGCCUUCGUACGAGCUCUCCCAGCAGGGCCAUGACCGGAAGAUCGUUGAGAAGAAACUCCAAGAGCUGCUUUUAUCCAAAAUUCCUAUUCACGCCAUUGAGGAAGAGCGCGAUGAAGACGAUAGUAAAGAUUCUAAGGAACCAGAAGAGCAGAAGCAGAAACAGCCUUCAGGAUUGUUCCAGACCUCAGUACAGCCGCUUCACAUACAGAAGCGUACACUUCGAGGACCUCGCCCCCUUCCUCCAAGCCCAGCAGACGCCCAAUAUUCUCGCAGCAAACCAGCUGCCAUUCAGCCAAUUGGUCCUCUCAAAGAGGAACCAGAGCACGGGGAGUAUCAAGAGGGUUUCUCGCCUCCUCCACCCUUCACAGCUGUAGGUCCUUCUUUUGAGGGACCUCCGUACGAAUACUCGAUGUAUCAUGUCAAUGGCUCUGCGUCACAACCCAAACCGAACCAUACUCCCUUCAAUCCACCACCUGUUCGUCGUGGACAGCACCGUCCCUCUUCAUCAUAUUCUCCCGCUGAGCCACGAAAAAGCUCCAAUGCCCGGCUGAAUUUUAACCCAUCAAUUGCCUAUGCGACCUCAUCUAGUGCUAUGUAUGAUUCUUGGGAGCAUGCAUCUGACUCGACGGCAGUUAAUCCUGCUUCACUCUACUCCUCAGCGGUGUCAUCCUAUUUACAUCCAGGGUCAGCUGUCAAUCCAGGUCCGUCCCACAUGUGAGUUGUCAACCUUCGGUCAAGUCCGAAACCUACCUUAUGCAUGUGAUGUGAAAGUGGGACCAGGAACAGAUUUUCAACGCCUCCUCGACCUUCUGCAUCUUACGAAUCGCUCACGCCUGCAAGCAGACCAGGAUCUCCUGCUUUGCAAUUCCAUUCACCUUACGCACCUGUUUAUUCGGCUUCUCAGCCGUCGCUUCCUCGGUAUGCUCAACUCAAGCCAAACCAAGGGGGUCAUGUUCGAUGGACCUCAGAAGUUGAUUUUAAAGACAGAUACCCAUGAUAUCUCAUAUCCUUUCCCUACUACUCACUCAACUGUACUACAAGGUCUCAGACGUCCCACACUCUCAUUACCCCCAUUAUGAUAUCUUACUUCGUGUACAUACGUUCCUCAGAUGUAGCCCAAAUAGUACGGAGUCUCUUGUCUUAUUACUGCUAUGAAAUCACAACUCAAAAGUGCUCCUGCAUAUGAAAUCAC